Didymodactylos carnosus is the source of this 243-nucleotide messenger RNA. The record is from the annotation of a GenBank genome assembly. NCBI's taxonomy places the organism in Eukaryota, Metazoa, Rotifera, Eurotatoria, Philodinida, Philodinidae.
AAACUAACUACAAUUAAUGAUUAUUAUUUGAUUGAAAUAUUAAUUCAAAACUUAACAACAUUAAAACAUUUAUCAUUAUAUAUUGGUUAUUUAAAUGAAUAUAUUAAUGAUAUUAGUCAACGUUUUGGGCAAUAUUUAUUACCAAAAAAUUUAAUUCAAUUUAAUUUUUAUUUACGAUUUCGAUAUUCUGAAUCUACAUCGUUUAUAAUGCCACCUAAUUUUGUAAAUAAUAAUGAGUAUUGA